Molecule: messenger RNA, 1702 nt
Organism: Punica granatum (pomegranate)
Lineage: Eukaryota; Viridiplantae; Streptophyta; Magnoliopsida; Myrtales; Lythraceae
Source: RefSeq, a predicted model, not a curated record
UCAACCUUCCCCAACCCACAAGCAACCCAUCGGGGGAGAAGUCUCUGCGCUGGAGAAGUUCUGUCAGCUGAUCGGACGGCAAUGGCGGGCGUGUCCCUCAAGUGCGGCGACUGCGGAGCUCUGCUGAAGUCCGUCGAGGAAGCCCAGGAGCAUGCCGAGCUCACCUCUCACUCCAACUUCGCCGAGUCCACCGAGGCCGUCCUCAACCUCAUCUGCACCGCCUGCGGCAAGCCCUGCCGAUCUAAAACAGAAAGCGAUUUGCAUACAAAGAGAACCGGGCACACUGAAUUUGUGGAUAAAACUUCAGAAUCUGCAAAACCAAUAAGCUUGGAAGUGCCUAAAGCUGCUGUGGAAUCAGAUGAACAGGUAGAUGCAAGUACUAGCAGCCAAUCUGAAGAGAUGAUUGUGCCUGAGGUUGACAAGAAGCUGCUUGAGGAACUUGAAUUAAUGGGCUUUUCGACAGCACGGGCAACACGGGCACUUCAUUAUUCUGGUAAUGCCAGUGUUGAAGCUGCUGUAAACUGGGUGGUUGAGCAUGAGAAUGACCCUGACAUAGAUCAGAUGCCGUUGGUGCCUGCUAACACGAAAGUUGAAGCUCCCAAGCCUACUCUUACACCUGAGGAAGUGAAGCUUAAAGCACAAGAACUCAGGGAGCGAGCUCGCAAGAAGAAAGAAGAGGAAGAAAAGAAAAAGGAAAGAGAACGAGAAAAGGAGAGAAUUCGUAUUGGCAAGGAACUCUUGGAGGCAAAGCGAAUUGAAGAGGAAAAUGAAAGAAAAAGAUUGUUGGCUUUACGGAAAGCUGAGAAAGAGGAAGAGCAGAGGGCCAGGGAGAAAAUUCGUCAGAAGCUGGAAGAGGACAAGGCAGAAAGGAGGAGGCGGCUUGGACUGCCACCAGAGGACCCUGCAGCUGCAACGCCAUCAGCACCUGUUGUGCAGGAGAAAAAAAGCUCGUUGCCCGUUAGGCCUGCCACAAAGGCUGAACAGAUGAGAGAAUGCUUGCGAUCCCUCAAGCAGAAUCAUAAGGAGGAUGACGCCAAGCUCAAGAGAGCAUUCCAGACUCUACUGACAUAUAUUGGAAAUGUCGCCAAGAACCCCAAUGAGGAAAAAUUCAGAAAGAUCCGAGUGACUAAUCCAUCUUUCCAGGAAAGAGUGGGUGCGCUGAAGGGAGGCAUAGAGUUCCUUGAGCUUUGUGGGUUUGAGAAGAUAGAAGGGGGUGAGUUCCUGUUCCUAGCUAGAGACAAGGUCGAUGUGGCCGUGUUGAACUCUGCUGGGUCUGAGCUGGAUUCUGCGAUUAAAAAUCCUUUCUUUGGCGUUCUAUAAGCUUUGAACCGGGGUCUUCGGCAGAGUACGUUAUGCAUUUACUAUAUUUAUUAAGGAUCCUUUAUCCAAUUGCAGUAUGCUGUCAAGCUUGAGUUUGUUUGCAAAUCAUGACCAUACGGGCUUUAGCAUCGAGGAUUUUUGUACAUGUUGGAUUUUCUGGAGAGCCUCUCUUUAUUAAGCUAUGCUUCAAGCUGCUCGCUAAUUACGGCAUGAAAAGGCCCAGGUUGGAUGUUGUAAUUGUAUCAUUUGCCAAGUAUUCUGGGAGAUCCUAGCAAAAGAAAGGUAUUCUGGGAGUUCCGGGUUUCCCUUUUUUGUGUUUCUGUAUCAUUACCCAGAAAGACACUAAUACGAUUAUGCAUUGCAAAGUUACCACCUUUGAAAA